Molecule: messenger RNA, 699 nt
Organism: Amorphotheca resinae ATCC 22711
Lineage: Eukaryota; Fungi; Ascomycota; Leotiomycetes; Helotiales; Amorphothecaceae
Exons: 2
Coding region: 1-699 (232 amino acids)
Source: RefSeq, a predicted model, not a curated record
AUGAGCACAGCUGAAUCCCAGCAGGCUGGUGGUGUGCCCACCCUCCACCACCUCGAUCAUUCCCAAUCACAACGAAUUAUUUGGCUCCUUGAGGAGCUAGGUAUUGAAUACAAGCUUGUGCUGUAUGCGCGGGUUCAAGGUCGUGCGCCCCCGGAGAUGAAGAGCGUCCACCAACUCGGAAAGUCGCCCACGCUCCUCACCGCAGACGGGAAGGCCAUUAUAGAAAGCAGCGCUAUCGUGGCAUAUCUCCUCAAAACAUAUGAUACGGAUGGAAAGUUUGCGAGCGAGGAUUGGUUGCGCGACGAGGUGCUGACGAGCUUUGCGGGCGCGUCGCUGGGCCCGGUCAACGCCAUUGAGCUGCUGUUUGAUAUUGCGUCGAGGAGGACACCGUGGCCAUUGGUUUAUAUUGCGAGGAAGGUGAGGGGAGGAAUUCAGAGGGCGUUCACGUCGGCGGAGUUUGAGAAAGAUCUACAGUACUUGGAGGGAGAGUUGGGAGAUAGGGAAUGGUUCAAUGGGAAGCAGUUGGGGAGGAGCGAUGUCAUGUUAAGUUUCCCAGUGGAUACGAUAGCUCAGAGAGGAUGGGUUGACCUUGCGAAGGACUACCCGAAGAUUGAUGCUUGGAGGAAGAGGAUAUGGAGUAGAGAGGCUUGGAAGAGGGCCCUGGAGAAGGGCAAUGGGUAUGACUUGAAUCUGUGGUAG